AUGUUUCUCGCUAUCUUGUACUUCGCUUUGCCCUUAGUGGAUGUACUUCUGUCCGCAGAAGUGAGUGGGCUGCCUGGGGGGGACCGCCUCGACUGUGUGAAAGCCAGCGAUCAGUGUCUCAAGGAGCAGAGCUGUAGUACUAAAUACAGGACACUGAGGCAGUGUGUAGCCGGCAAAGAGAGCAACUUCAGCCGGGCGACAGGCCUGGAGGCAAAGGACGAAUGCAGAAGCGCCAUGGAAGCUCUCAAGCAGAAAUCUCUGUACAACUGCCGCUGUAAGAGGGGCAUGAAGAAGGAGAAAAACUGCCUGCGCAUUUACUGGAGCAUGUACCAGAGCUUACAGGGAAAUGACUUGCUUGAAGAUUCUCCCUAUGAGCCAGUUAACAGCAGACUAUCAGACAUAUUCAGGCUAGCACCAAUUGUAUCAGUGGAGCCAGUACUUUCAAAGGGGAACAAUUGCUUGGAUGCAGCAAAAGCUUGUAACCUAAAUGAUACCUGCAAGAGGUUCAGAUCUGCUUACAUAACCCCCUGCACCAGCAGCACGUCUAAUGAAAUCUGUAACAAGCGGAAGUGUCAUAAGGCCCUCCGGCUAUUUUUUGACAAAGUUCCCCCAAAGCACAGCUACGGGAUGCUCUUCUGCUCCUGUCGAGACGUAGCCUGUACAGAAAGGAGACGGCAGACUAUUGUUCCUGUGUGUUCAUAUGAGGACAGGGAGAAACCAAACUGCCUGAAUUUACAAGAAUCCUGCAAGAAGAAUUACAUCUGCAGAUCUCGCCUUGCAGAUUUCUUCACAAACUGCCAGCCCGAGUCACGGUCUGUUAGUAGCUGUCUGAAGGAGAACUAUGCUGACUGCCUCCUCGCUUACUCGGGGCUCAUUGGCACAGUGAUGACACCAAACUACAUAGACUCAAAUAGUCUCAGCGUUGCCCCGUGGUGUGACUGCAGCAACAGCGGUAACGACAUAGAUGAAUGCCUGAAAUUUCUGAAUUUCUUCCAGGACAAUACUUGCCUUAAAAAUGCAAUUCAGGCCUUCGGCAAUGGUACUGAUGUGAAUGUGUGGCAGCCAAUCUUACCAGUACAGACCACUACAGCCACAACUACAACAGCUUCCAGAGUUAAAAACACAGGUUCAGAGACCACCAACAAUGAAAUACCCACCCACAACGAUUCACCAGCAUGUGCAAACCUGCAGGCACAGAAGAAGCGGAAAUCCAAUGAAUCUGUAGAUACAGAGCUCUGUCUUAAUGAGAAUGCUAUUGGGAAGGACAACACAGCAGGAGUCUCCACCAGUCACAUAUCUGCAGAGAAUUCCCUCGCUCUUCCUCGAAGCUUCUACCUAAGCACACCACUCACUCUGAUGACACUUGCACUCUCACUCUGUUUGUUCCUAAGCUCAUCAGUCAUCUUGUAGCUGCAUUACAAAAAGGACGUGUUUAAAAAAAAAAAUCAAUCUGUUUCCUGUCCUCUGUUGUUUAUCUGGAAUUCCAGGUCUGGGAGCUAAGCUGAGGCACUCCUGCUAUAGAACAGUUUCAGUCAGCUGGAAUUUUUUUUUUUUUUCUCUCUCUCUCUCUAAAAAAGCUUCUUGUGAUAUUUAGAGGCUUUGUGAAAUAUUGGUGCAGUGCUACAUUCCAAACCCAAAAAGCUUUUGGGCAUGCAGUGUUUUAAAGAGACAGAGUGUAAAUUUGCCUGUAAAGCAACCUGGUUGGAUUAUUUUAAUAAUCAUUAUGUUGAUUGUGGCUUUUACCUGAGAAGGAGGAUAGCAGUUUUCUUAAGAUCCUAUUUAUCUCAUUGUAUGGUUUUGAUUUUCAAAUUGGUUGAACUUCAGACUAUCAGGGAUGCCAGGCUUUUGUCUAACGGUGAAUGUUCUAGGGAGUGGACUUCUUGAAACUUCUUCAUUUGAUAAAUUGCUACUGAUGUUAAACUCUUUCAGUGUAUUAGCAUUUUCCUCUUUAAAUGUUUACGUACUGUAAGUGAUUCUGCGUUCCCUGAUGAGAAGCCAUUAUAAUGCGCGUACAGGUGUAAUGUACCUUUUUCAGUCAGAUUCUCAUAGAGUGUGGCACAGAACUUUCUAACAGUACAUUUAUCUUUUA
Molecule: messenger RNA, 2089 nt
Organism: Eurypyga helias (sunbittern)
Lineage: Eukaryota; Metazoa; Chordata; Aves; Eurypygiformes; Eurypygidae
Gene: GFRA1
Product: GDNF family receptor alpha 1
Exons: 10
Coding region: 1-1410 (469 amino acids)
Biological process (GO): nervous system development
Cellular component (GO): signaling receptor complex; external side of plasma membrane
Molecular function (GO): signaling receptor activity
Source: RefSeq, a predicted model, not a curated record